UAGACUUUCUGUAGCGUGUGAAAGGGAGGGGUGCGGUGAAAGGAUCUUGUGGUCGUACCGUUAAACUGGAGAAAGUGUGUAGCUAGCUUGCUAGCUACCCGUGAGAUCUUUUCGACUACUUUGGGGAGUUGCUUCCAAAACAUUUGCUGUAGCUUGAACCAUCGAAGAUAUAUUGAAAGGAAGAAGAAGAAGCGAAUGAUCUAAACCGGAAGUGAGUUUCUUCUCCUGAUAAGAAACCAAAUGGGGAAUCUGUUAAAGGUUCUCACCUGCACAGAGCUAGAGCAGGGGCCAAACUUUUUCCUUGACUUUGAAAACGCACAGCCGACGGACUGUGAGAAGGAGGUGUGGAACCAGGUCAAUGCGGUCCUGCAGGACUCUGAGAGCAUCCUCUGCGGGCUGCAGGCCUACAAGGGAGCCGGGCAGGAGAUAAGAGAGGCCAUACAGAACCCCAAUGACAUGCUGAUGCAGGAGAGGGCCUGGAACUCAGUCUGCCCUCUGGUCAUUCGCCUCAAGAAGUUCUAUGGCUUCUCUCUCCGGCUAGAGAAAGCGCUGAAGAGCCUGCUGGAGGCGCUCACCUGUCCGACCCUCAGCCCCACCCAGCACCUGGAGAAGGAGCAGGCCCUGGCCAAGCAGUUCGCCGAGAUCCUCCACUUCACCCUGCGCUUCGACGAGCUCAAGAUGAGGAUCCCAGCCAUCCAGAACGACUUCAGCUACUACCGGCGGACCAUUAGCCGGAACAAGAUAAACAACAUGAACCUGGACAUCGAGAACGAGGUGAACAACGAGAUGGCCAACCGGAUGUCCCUGUUCUACGCCGAGGCCACGCCCAUGCUCAAGACCCUGAGCACGGCCACCACGCAGUUCGUGUCCGAGAAUAAAACUCUGCCCCUGGAGAACACCACAGACUGCCUGAGCACCAUGGCCUCGGUCUGCAAGGUGAUGCUGGAGACGCCGGAGUACACCAGCCGGUUCAACAGUGAGGACACCCUGCUGUUCUGCAUGCGGGUAAUGGUGGGGGUCAUAAUCCUGUACGACCACGUCCACCCCGCCGGCGCCUUCACAAAGUCCUCCAAAAUCGAUAUGAAGGGAUGCAUUAAAGUCCUGAAGGAUCAGCCAGCAGAAACCGUUGAAGGCCUUAUCAAUGCCCUGAAGUUCACCACGAAACACCUGAACGACGAGACGACCCCCAAAGCCGUCAGAGCGAUGCUUCAGUAACGUUUUUUUUUUUAUAUGAAGAGGAUCGGUUUCUGACCUCAAGAGAUGUACAUGUUUACAUAAUUUAAGGACUCGGUGUUAAUACUUGUGUGCAUUUACAUAGUCAUUCCCUCCAGGUUACUGAAACUUAUAGAAAAUGUACCUUUAUUCUGAAAUUAAUUGCCUAUACUCUUUGUUUGUCGAAGCACAAAUUAAUGACCUUUCAGCCUUACAAACUGAAACAUGCAAAAUUGCUUGGCGCUUGCAACUUUUGAAAUCGUUACUCCGGUUACCGCAAGUGAAAGACUGCAAGAGGCGAAAUCACUGGUUGUUCAGUGUCAUCUGAGAAGCCUAGUAGGGUAGCUGUGACCACUUGCAUACUGAGGUGUUGUUGGUGAGUUUUGGUGUUUAAAUGGUUGUUUUCUGUGAGCAGUAACUGACAAGAAAGGUGGUGUGUGCGCCACAAGAAAUAAGUGUACCAAAUGUGUGUAUGUUUUUUUUGUUGUUUUGUUUUGUUUUUUACAUUUUAAACCAUGUGGCAGCAGAAGUGGAUUUUUUGUGUGUGUAUGUGUGAGUGUGUGUUGUGCUUUGUUUUGGUUUUUUUUGUGAUAUUUCAGCGUCUAACAUAAAUGCAUUGCUUGAAAAUACAGCUUUAAAUUCAAAUAAAAAAAUGUGACAGUAAGUAUUUUUAACGUGAUAUGAAGUGGAUCAAGGUAAUAUUUCCCUCGAGGUAUCCUGUCUGCGUGUAGCAUCCUGUCUCUGUUGAAAGAAUGAGCGGCGUUUCGUGGCCUACUUUUUGGGUUUUUCAGUUUUUUUUUAUCUCCGUUCUCACACUGACAGAGUUUGAAUCUCACGCGUCGUGUUGAGACUCCUGACAAUGCCAAAGCAAGGCCCCUGCUCGAGGCAGCCAACAGGUCUGCCCGACCAUAAGAACUUUCACACGAGUGCGAGAAGUAAGACAUUUUAAGCGUUCGAUCGUCAGUUAAAAGAUACAGCGGAUCAACGUUUAAAAGCAGUUGCUAGGAUAUGCUUUUGAAAUUUUUUAUAUCUAGUUUCGUGGUUAAAGUUAAAACAAAAGUUAAACAAAUUUUGCCAGGUUUUGUAACAGCAUCACAGUUUUAAACUGCCUCAUCUCUCAAUGUUAGGGAGUAGCCUAUUCUUGAGUUCCAUCAUGCCAAUACAUACUCUAUAUUUUUUUUUUCUCAAAGUUGUACUGACUGACAUUUUGCAGCCUUGAACAGUACCCUUGAUGGCAGUUGCGAAUUUGCGUAGCUGCAGUUAGGAUGUCUUGGUUUCUCAGAUCUGGGUUGAAGCAUGCCGUUAAUAAUUAAACAUCCCGUUCAGUCAUUGAAAGUUAGCGACAGGUUUCAUUAGUCUUGUUUACCGGUUCGUAAAUAGCAGUUUUCUGAGUAAAUGUACUGGCUAAGCCUGGCACGGCUCUAUAAUCAUCUGGACGAGUUAUUCGCGUAUUAAAUGUAUUUGGGGAUAAGUAAACGUAAUGAGGUUGGGGCUUAGUGGAUAAAUGGCUUUGAGUGUCUGUGGCGAUAAUAACAGGAUGAUGAUGUCGCAGUAAGUGUGGACCUAUCGCGUUUAUGCAGGUUUAUUUUUACUGCGUGGCUGCACAUCAAAGCUACUGAAGCACGGCCGUUUGCGUGCAGUAAGUCUUCUAACCAGCCAGGCUCUUGCGCGUGUAAUUACCCUGGUGAUUUAGCCAACGUAACUUUACAUUUAUAUCGACCGGGACGUCCUGCUGGAUUGAGGCUCCGCAGCAGUGGUGUGGAAGCUCUGUGAUAUCCAGAACCGUUCGCUAAAUCGCCAGGUUUUACUCGCGUAACGAGAUCGGCCACCGCUGUUCGCUUGCAUCGAGUUCCUUGCUUUGUCUUGGCAGAAGUGAUCUCAUAGGUCAUUAAAAAAACUAUUUUCGAUGAUGUGCUCACAUACAAACAAAAAAGGAUAAUUAAAAAUGUAAGAGAAUGUAAAAGGAAAUUAAAUCUGUUUUAUGCACAGCCUGUAAGAGUUAAAUAUGUUUAAAGUUUAAAGGUAAAAGCCGUUUUUUUUUUUUUUUGGUCCCUGCCAGUGGCUGACAUGCAUCUCCACUGCGUGCUCUGGACAAGGUUUACAAAAAAUAUCUAAGAAUUGACCUGCCAUUUUUGCAGCCUGAAAAGGUGUCGUUCCUUCCAAAGCAAGCCUGAAUGCCGUAGAUAUUAUUUUUCUUUUGAUGAUCUGAGUUGUACGUGUGAAGACUUGUCAGUAUGAGAGUGUUUUUUUCACAGGACUGAAGUGCUAGCUCACACAGAUGGGGGAAACUACAUUAGGUUGAUGGAGGCUAAAUGCUAGGAUACCUGCCUUGAGCUAAACCUGUGUACUUUUAUUUAUGUGUUCUUUUUUCUUCUCAUACCAUUAUCUCCUGUUGAUAAUUGUUGACCAAAGGGGCAUUAUAUAUAGGUGGAUACCCAAGAUCUUUGUGCUUUUGUAUGCAGGAAUAUAUAUCUUGAAAUGGAAUAGUAGGGAUUACAGUAUUAACCACAAGAAAAUGGAAAAACACAAAGGAGAACAGAAAAUUGUGUAAAUGAAGUUGUUCUGAAUUUGAAAUGCCUAAAUUAUUCAAAAUAACUAAUAAAUAGAAGUGACAAUGCUGGGCUGGAUAUCAUUUGUAGUGGGAAGGGUCUUUCAGUCAAGUCGAUAUUGCUGUUGAAAAUUGUGUGUCCUUCAACUAAAUGAUGCAUUAAGUGAUGGAAAGGUUCAUGAACUGUACAUUUUUUACAGUCAUAUUUCAAAAACCACUUGUGUCUCCUGAAGUCGGCAUUGGGGCUUCACACAUCGUCCAUGUACCACUUCAUACAUUCCAGCAUUUACACACGUGUAUAGACUGAAACUAAAAAUCUACAAUUACUAUACGUUUGCUUCAUAAAUAAACAUUAGCCGUAACUAACAAAAUGUAGACAUACGCACCGUAUAUACAAUGCCCAUGAUAUUUAAUAAGACAAUUUUAGUUGUGUGUGUGUGUGUGUUUGUGCGCCCACACUAUCCUAUGUUGUGUAAUCAAUGCAUUUUUUCCAUGAUAUUAAUUUAGUAAGUUGAAAACUUGGAUCAGUGCAUAUGGUUGAACCAAAUGAAGUAAUCCCAUCAAAAAUGUUUUGUAAAAUCCCCUCCAGUGUAGCUAAGAGACGCCGCCUUUAAAAUGUGUUCAAAAUAAGCUAAUUGCAGGUUACAUUAAAUAUUAAAAAUGUUUGUUUUUAACUGAUGCUGUUCUUUAAGUAAUUUUGGAAGAAAAAAAGAUUAAAUGUUUAUCCUUGUUUUUGCUUUAUAUUGCAUAUUGAAUGGAUGUGUGAACUGAAAAUAAAAAUUGGUACAUUUCU
Molecule: messenger RNA, 4553 nt
Organism: Anguilla rostrata (American eel)
Lineage: Eukaryota; Metazoa; Chordata; Actinopteri; Anguilliformes; Anguillidae
Product: CYFIP-related Rac1 interactor A
Exons: 12
Coding region: 241-1215 (324 amino acids)
Biological process (GO): regulation of actin filament polymerization
Molecular function (GO): small GTPase binding
Source: RefSeq, a predicted model, not a curated record